Cetraspora pellucida is the source of this 154-nucleotide messenger RNA. Lineage: Eukaryota; Fungi; Glomeromycota; Glomeromycetes; Diversisporales; Gigasporaceae. The record is from the annotation of a GenBank genome assembly.
GUGAUGAUGUACAAUGCAGCUAUUGCUAUACCAGGAACGGAGGGUAUGGCUUACCUGUGGGAGAAAUGGUGUGCAGGUAUUGAAAAUCUUUACCCAAAACAUUACCGUUCGAUGUUUCAGAUCAGUGAACGUUUGCCCUUAUUAAUUUGUGCAU